Molecule: messenger RNA, 686 nt
Organism: Suillus plorans
Lineage: Eukaryota; Fungi; Basidiomycota; Agaricomycetes; Boletales; Suillaceae
Exons: 5
Coding region: 119-574 (151 amino acids)
Source: RefSeq, a predicted model, not a curated record
CCACAGAGCGCAUUCAUGGCGAAACUGCACGGGUGCGCUUCACGUCCCAAUCUGAGCACCGCGGCUUUGGCACGUUCAGCGGCACUGCCAUAGAAACCUUGCCGGAGCUUCGACUCGGAUGGUCCACAUGUCGCAGUACGCCUUAUCUCUUGUCUGUUGCUACGGAAAAGCCACGAAAACCAGAUCUCAGUUUCACGAAUCAAUAUUUUCUCGCGCGCUCUCUGAUUUCUCUCCUCGCCUCCUGUUAUUAUUACCGUUUGCUGCACAUGCGACGCCACUCUGCUGCUCGGCGACGUACAAGAAAGUUUCGACUGAACACGACGACGACUUCCUCGAUCGGGCCAAUGAUGAUAUGGGCAUUAUUGCUGGUCUGUUCUCAGUGGUCAACUCCACCUUUAUCGUCAGAAUGCAGCCUGAUCCAGGAGACACUACCAAUGCCCUCGUCCCAUCCACCACCUCUCUCUCGUUCUCAUUCUCCUCGUUCUCUCCUUCCCUUCUCCUGCUCUCGUCCAUCGUCCGUAUUCGUCUGAGCCACGUCAGCAGUUGCCGACGUGUGCUGGGCGUUUGCGCGUGAUGUUCGUGGUGUUGGGAACGGCAUGGUGGAGCUCGGACAUUGAUUACAAGCACUUCAGCAUGUGGGCCGCGGCUUGCAUGGGCCUAAGCCCCGGCUUUGGGCCGGCUUGGGC